This is a messenger RNA of Westerdykella ornata, 1550 nucleotides long. RefSeq lists its product as uncharacterized. Gene Ontology annotation, biological process: mRNA splicing, via spliceosome. Bases 237 to 1247 code for a protein of 336 amino acids. Gene Ontology annotation, molecular function: RNA binding. NCBI's taxonomy places the organism in Eukaryota, Fungi, Ascomycota, Dothideomycetes, Pleosporales, Sporormiaceae. Gene Ontology annotation, cellular component: RES complex; U2-type spliceosomal complex. The transcript has a single exon. The record is from RefSeq and is a predicted model, not a curated record.
AUCGUUCGCCCCGUGCCAUGAUGCUUCCGGUCGAUGCAGAACGAGACACGGUUGUGCAGAACCUUGUCUUGUGACUCUCAGGCCUCCGUCGCGACUUUGAAGUCAAACGCGGGAGCGCCAAUUCACGUGACUAAUUCCUUGGUUUUGCCAAGAAAUUACAUCAAUCUUGGCAUCCACUCCCACCAAAGCUCCAUCAACCAUCCUCUCCUCCCAACCUCCAUCCUAAAGAAAAAAGAAUGUCCGACCUAGCCUCCUACCUCGCCAAAAACUACCUCACCGCCGACACAGAAAAGAAAUCCAAAAAGCGCAAGCGGAAAAACAAGGACCUCAUCAUCGACGACGACGACGACCUGUCCGUCCUCAAGACCCAUGCCUCCUCGGACGACGAAGAUGCACCGAUGAUCGUCGGAUCCACUGCAAACAUACCUCUUUCCUCCUUGAAGAAGUCAAAGAAGAACAAGAAAGAAUGGAAAGAUCCGUCAGCCCCGACGCAGACAUGGACGACCGUCGGCGUCGCCGCGCCCUCGACCGCACAGCAAAUCGCCGCCGAUCAAGCCGCUGCAGACGCCAUCAUUGCGUCUGCGGCCGCGGAGCGCAAGCGCGCUGAGGAGGCUGAGGACGAAGCACCCGAAAUGGUGGACACGGAGGGGGUGCUGAGGAUGGAGUCCGGGGCGCGCGCGGGACUGCAGAGCGCGGCGCAGGUGGCGGCGCAGGAGAAGGCGAAGGCGGAUGAGGAGGCGAGGAAGGCGGCGGCGGCGGCCAAGGAAGGGCCCGGCGAGACGAUUUAUCGCGAUGCGAGCGGGAGGAUCAUCAAUGUGGCGAUGAAGCGGGCCGAGGCGAGGAGGAAGGCCGAGGAGGAGGAGAGGAAGAAGAGGGAGUUGGAGAGGGCGGCGAGGGGGGAUGUGCAGAAUGCCGAGGCGGCGAGGCGGAGGGACGAGUUGAAGGAUGCGAAGGGUUUGACUGUGGCGAGGUAUGCGGAUGAUGUCGAGUUGAAUGAGGAGUUGAAGGAGCGGGAUCGGUGGAAUGAUCCGGCUAUGGGCUUCAUCAAGAAGAAGAAGGAGGGGAGGAGCGUGACGGGGAAACCGUUGUAUCAGGGCGCGUUUCCGCCGAAUCGUUAUAAUAUCCGGCCGGGCCAUAGAUGGGAUGGGGUGGAUAGGAGUAAUGGGUUUGAGAGGGAGUGGUUCAAGAGUCGCAAUCGGAGAGCGGAUGUGGAGCGGUUGGAGUAUGCAUGGCAAAUGGACGAGUGAACUGGUUUGAGAAACUAUUGCAUGGCGCGGCGUUCUGGAUUUUGAAUAUCACGGAUACCUAUAGGAUGGGAGACUAAACUGUCAUGGGCUCCACGGCAUCAUCAUAUUUACUAUCAUACAGGCUCGGCGGCAACCAGCGUCGUCAAUGUCCAGCAAAACGGAUAUCCGGAUAACAGUCUAUGUACAAUGGUAGAAGCAGAAGAUGGGUAUAUGUGGAAAGGCCAAGAAGCAAUUCGGGUGUUGACUAUGCUGUUCCAUUGGAUAUUGAGGGGAGAAUGCAUCAAAUGUUAGGAGAGAGCUGGU